GGGAGGAGGGGGGAGGAGGGGGAGGGGGAGGGUAGGGUAGGGUAAGAUGAAUGUUGGCGCCGGCGAAGGCAAUCCAUCUGAUGCGCUUGAGCUCCUCUCCUCCGUCCGAUGGAUGAGACUCCGGGGUCCGUCGGUACCACCUCCAGCUUGUCCUUAAGGCUGGGGCAGGCUCUCUUCUCCUCCGCCUCCCUCCUCUUCAUGUCCGUCGGCGUCGAGUUCUAUAGCUACACCGCUUUCUGCUUUCUAGUCACAAUAAUGGGAUUGGUAAUUCCUUGGAGCUGUACGCUGGCGAUGGUAGAUGUGUACUGUAUUUUUGUUGGUUGCUCUCUACGACUUCCUGGACUAAUGGUGAUCGUUGUUGUUGGAGAUAUGGUACUGUCGAUACUGUCGCUUGCGGCUGCUUGUGCAUCUGCUGGUGUUAUAGAUCUUCUCUUCCACCUUGAUGGAAGCUACUGCCCUCCAAAAUUUUGUGGACGAUACCAGCUAUCAACUUCGAUGGCAUUCUUAUCUUGGUUUCUGACUGCCUCAUCAUCUCUCUUCAACUUGUGGCAUGUUGCUUCCUGGUGAUGUGAUCUAAGCUAUUCUAGCCUGUAGAGAAUGGAGAAUAAUAUUCUCAAGACCCAUAGAAUUCUUACUAAACUGUAUUUAAUAGUCCUCUUUGUUGGAUAAGUCCAUGUAAUUUAUGGAAUCUGAGCA
Molecule: messenger RNA, 696 nt
Organism: Musa acuminata subsp. malaccensis (wild Malaysian banana)
Lineage: Eukaryota; Viridiplantae; Streptophyta; Magnoliopsida; Zingiberales; Musaceae
Product: CASP-like protein 5C1
Cellular component (GO): membrane
Source: RefSeq, a predicted model, not a curated record